Messenger RNA from Lathyrus oleraceus (garden pea), 720 nucleotides. RefSeq names its product glucose-1-phosphate adenylyltransferase large subunit 1. The record is from RefSeq and is a predicted model, not a curated record. Gene Ontology annotation, biological process: glycogen biosynthetic process. Bases 1 to 720 code for a protein of 239 amino acids. Gene Ontology annotation, molecular function: glucose-1-phosphate adenylyltransferase activity. The transcript is spliced from 6 exons. NCBI's taxonomy places the organism in Eukaryota, Viridiplantae, Streptophyta, Magnoliopsida, Fabales, Fabaceae.
AUGCUUCCAAGAAACCCAAUAGCGAGGGACACAGCAGAGCUUCCAUCUUCAUCAAGCCCUAGCAGCUCCGCCAAAACCAGACCCUCUUCUCGCAAACACAAACCCUCCAAAGAAAAUGAUCCUCCUUCAGAUCACAACAUCAUCGUCCCUUACUCCCCCUCCCAUGUCAAAUCCAAGAGUCCGUUACCACCAAGACCUCCUUCUUCCAACCCUCUCAAACGCAAACUUGCUCUCGACACCAUCGCCGCCGAAAAUUCACUCCCGGCAACUACCGAUUCCGGCAUUAAGGUUAUUGUGAGGAUGAGGAUAAGGAUAAGGAUCUUGGCUGGAGAUCAUCUAUACAGAAUGGAUUACAUGGAUCUUGUGCAGAGUCACAUUGACAGAAAUGCGGAUAUUACAGUAUCAUACGCUGCUGUUGGUGACAGCCGCGCAUCAGACUUUGGAUUAGUCAAAGUAGAUAGCAGAGGUCGCAUCAUCCAAUUUUCAGAAAAACCUAAGGGAGCUGAUCUUAAAGCAAUGCAAGUAGAUACCUCUCUUUUUGGAUUGUCACCUCAAGAUGCAAUAGCUUCGCCAUUUAUUGCAUCUAUGGGGGUUUACGUAUUCAAGACCGAUGUUUUACUCAAGCUUCUGAAAUGGAGGUAUCCCACAUCCAAUGACUUUGGAUCUGAAAUCAUUCCAGCAUCAGUGAAGGAAUACAAUGUCCAAGUAAGAGAAAUUUGA